Molecule: messenger RNA, 627 nt
Organism: Morus notabilis
Lineage: Eukaryota; Viridiplantae; Streptophyta; Magnoliopsida; Rosales; Moraceae
Product: serpin-ZX
Exons: 2
Coding region: 1-627 (208 amino acids)
Molecular function (GO): serine-type endopeptidase inhibitor activity
Source: RefSeq, a predicted model, not a curated record
AUGGAGACUUCAACACCCAAAGUUUUCAACACCCACUUCUGUUUGCACUUGGCGAACCAAAUUUUAGAAAAGGAAGCAGGAAAAGGCUCUAAAUUUGUUGCGUCUCCUUUGUCAUUACAUGUUAUAUUAAGCCUAAUAACUGCAGGGUCAAAAGGGCAUACCUUGGAACAACCUUUAUUGUUUUUGAGAUCAACUAGUGUCAAUGAUCUAAAUCUUUUGUCUUCACAAAUUAUCAGUUUGACAUCUCCAGAUGAUGCAACUCAAGAGAACCUCACUCGGGGUCCCCUUUUAUCCUUUGUCAAUGGUGCUUGGCUAGAUCAGAGGUUCAGUCUGAAGCCAUCUUUUGAAGAGAUUAUCAAAUAUUCUUCUAAAGCUGAGAUUAAGAAUGUUGACUUUCUUAAAAAGGCUGAUGAAGCGGUAGCUGAAGUGAAUUCCUGGGCUGAAAAAGCAACCAAAGGACUAAUAAAGCAAGUCCUUCCACCUGGAUCCUUAGACAGUAGAACUCUACUUGUCCUUGCAAAUGCCCUCUACUUCAAAGGAUCAUGGGAUCAAAAUUUGAUCCUUCAAGGACUGAACCGAGAGACUUUCACCUUCUCAACGGCCAAACCGUUCGAGCCCCUUUCAUGA